UACGGGUGGCCGUUGCUGGCGGAGAAUACGGGGGCGGUGGACAUCCACCUUCCCAUACUGGUGGUGGUCCAACAUGUCGCCGCCAUCGUGAGCGCGGCGGCGGCGGGGAUGGGCGCCGACUUCUUCGGCCGGAAAUACCCCCUGGUGGCGGCUGGGGCGCUGUUCUGCGUGGGCAACGUGUUCAAGUGCGGCGCCACCUCGUCGUACGGCCUUCUGCUGACUGGUCAGCUGUUCGCGGGCCUGGGCGCCGGAGUCGCGCUCACGGUCGCUCCGCUGUACAUCGCCGAGCAGGCUCCGGCGGCCCGUCGUGGACAGUACACGUCACUGCCGGAGCUCCGCCCAGCUAACGAUCUACCACAUGUACAGAUGUGGCAGAACAUUGGAGUGCUGGCGGGCUACUUGAUCCAGAACAAACUCGCACCGUUGUCGGACCACAUCGCACAGAGGUGGAUGUUCGCGAUUCCCAUCGUGCCAUCCAUUCUCCUAACGAUAGGAAUGUUAGCGAUGCCGGAAUCCCCGCACUGGCUCAUCAUAGCCAGGAUGAGGGUCAACGAGGCGAAGCGGAUCAUGGAGAGCGGCGAGAAAAGUGCGGAGGAGAUCGACCGCAUAGCGGUUCAGAUGGAGUACCUGGCAGACCACAUACCUUCGCUUCGCUUCAUGUGGAAGGACCUCGUGCGACAUCCACUGCGCCGCCUAGCCAUCUCCGUCGCGCUCGUACAAGCUCUUCGACAUCUCGGUGUGGACACCUACUUCGAGCUAGAGUAUUUGGUGACUUUAUACGUGGUUGAGGAGAAGCUGCUGGCCAAAGAGAACGGGACGGUUCUCCUGGUGAAGGCAAUCUGUGCCAUCGUCUCCGGUCGCUUUGCAGACAAAAUCGGGAGUAAGUUCUUGCUGUUGGCCAGUAGUGGAAUCACCAUUUUGUUUCUGCUCGUGUUUGGGUUCCCACUGAGCCACUUCCACGAUGGCUCCCCUCGAGAAGUCUACGCUGGCAGAACCAAAGUGCUCAACUUGGUGGCGUUCAGUGGGAUCAUGGGCUCGUUCCAGCUUGGGCUGGGGCCCAUGGCAUGGGUCUAUACCACUGAGGCAUUCUUGUACCGAGGUCGAGCCCAAGGAGUUAGCUUCGGGGUUGUUGUUGGCCAAAUCGUUGAAGUAAUAAUGUAUUUUGUUUUCCCUCUUUUGUUCUGCUCGCCGCUCUACAUUGCCGGCGCGUGUCUUAUACUUGCCGGCGUAAUGGUUCUGGGACUUGUGUUGUGCUGGCGAUAUGUUAAGGACAGAGUGGGGGAAAUUCUGUUGUAA
Messenger RNA from Linum tenue, 1296 nucleotides. NCBI's taxonomy places the organism in Eukaryota, Viridiplantae, Streptophyta, Magnoliopsida, Malpighiales, Linaceae. The record is from the annotation of a GenBank genome assembly.